Messenger RNA from Lactuca saligna, 858 nucleotides. Lineage: Eukaryota; Viridiplantae; Streptophyta; Magnoliopsida; Asterales; Asteraceae. The record is from the annotation of a GenBank genome assembly.
AUGGCUGAAAUCGCUGUUACUGCCCUCAUCACUGUGCUGUGUGAGAAGCUUCUCUCUGGUGACCUGAUGAAGCUGGCUCGAUCGGAAGGGAUCGAUUCUCAACUGAAAAAAUGGAGGAAAAACCUGCCCCUGAUCCAAGCCGUGCUUACUGAUUCAAGCCAGAAGCAUAUAAAAGAGAGAGCUGUCCAACUGUGGGUGAACCAUCUCCAGGAUUUGGCUUACGAUAUAGAAGAUGUACUCGAUGAUUUGGCCACCGAAGCUCUGCGACGCAAGUUGAAUCAAGAAACUAGUGCCAACAGCAGCACUAGUAAGAAACGGUUGGAGCAAAAUUCACUGGUUGAUGAGUCCAAAAUCAUGGGCCGGGAAGGGGAUAAAGAGGCAUUGAUGGGGAAGUUGUUGGGGGAAGAAGAAUGUGAUGAAAGUGUGAGCAUAGUGUCAAUAGUUGGUAUGGGUGGAAUAGGCAAAACCACUCUUGCCAAACUUUUAUACAAUGAUGAGAAAGUGAAGGAUCACUUUCAACUCAGAGCAUGGGUUUGCGUUGCUGAAGAGUUGGAUGUAUCUAACAUUAGUAAGGCUAUUUUCCAAGCAGUAACUGGGAAAAAUGAAGAUUUUGCUAAUCUUGAUCUGCUUCAUGUUGCCCUCAAAGAAAAACUUUCAAAGAAGAGGUUCUUACUUGUUUUAGACGAUGUCUGGAAUGAAGACUACAGUAAGUGGGAACUCCUCCAGAGCCCUCUUCUUGUAGGGGCACCUGGAAGUAGAGUUAUUGUCACAACCAGGAGUAUCAGGGUUGCAUCAGUGAUGGACUCGCAAGAAACUUACCCUCUAGGCGUUUUGUCAAAUGAAGAUGCACUGUCAUGA